Molecule: messenger RNA, 1104 nt
Organism: Boleophthalmus pectinirostris (great blue-spotted mudskipper)
Lineage: Eukaryota; Metazoa; Chordata; Actinopteri; Gobiiformes; Gobiidae
Product: olfactory receptor 7C2-like
Exons: 2
Coding region: 1-1104 (367 amino acids)
Biological process (GO): G protein-coupled receptor signaling pathway
Cellular component (GO): membrane
Molecular function (GO): G protein-coupled receptor activity; olfactory receptor activity
Source: RefSeq, a predicted model, not a curated record
AUGGGGAACUCCAGCGCGGUGACUCACUUCACGCUGGGGGCCUUCACCGACCCGGGGCCUUUCCGCUGGCUCUACUUCCUGCUCCUGUUGUCCAUGUACCUUCUCGUCAUCGUGUCCAACCUCCUCCUCGUCGCCGUGAUCUGCCUGAACCGAAGCCUCCACGAGCCCAUGUACCUUCUGCUCUGUGGGCUCUUCGUGAACGAGCUGUGGGGCAGCGCCGCCGUGUUCCCCAUGCUCCUGGUGCAGAUCCUGCGCGAGGUCCACACCGUCACGCUCGCCUUCUGCUUCCUCCAGAUCUUCUUCGGCCACUCGUACGGUUCCAUCGAGUUCGUGACCCUCGCCGUCAUCACGUACGACCGAUACGUGGCGGUGAGCUUCCCGCUGCAGUACCGAGCGCGCAUGACCUUCUCCAAAGUCCUGUUCCUCGUCGUGUUCCCGUGGUUUUACUCGCUCGUCUUGAUUCUGACUUUAGUUCUUUUGACUCGUUCCUUAAACCUGUGCGGCUCGUUCAUCCCCGCGAUCUUCUGUAGUAACUUCUCCGUGGUGAAGCUGGCGUGUUCAGAUAUUUCCCUCCACAACAUCUACGGGCUCCUCAUCACCGUGCUCACCGUCUUCGGGCCCAUGCUCUUCAUGUUCGGGACGUACGUGUGGAUCCUGACCGUGUGCUUCCGUUCUUCCGCUCGGACGCGUCAGAAGGCGCUCAGCACCUGCGCGCCGCACCUGGCCUCCAUCCUCAACUUCUCGUUCGGCGUGUUCUUCGAGGUUCUGCAGAGUCGCUUCGACCUGAGGAGCGUCCCGGCCGUGGUCCGUCUGCUCCUCUCCGUCUACUUCCCCGUGGUCCAGCCGCUCUUCAACCCGUUAAUCUACGGCCUGAAGCUGUCCAAAGUCCGAGCUCAGUGUGUGCGGCUGCUGCGCCUGAUCUGUGGCCCUCAGGAGACCUUCCAGAAGAAACACCAGAAGAAACACCAGAAGAAACACCAGAAGAAACACCAGCCCAACAGAGUCAACCAAGACGACAACAUGACCGACGUUUGUGGUUUGAUUCUCUGGAGUUUCUCGAGCCUCCUGCAGGUCGACAAAUCAAAGACUCUGAGGGACGUUUAA